Messenger RNA from Fonsecaea multimorphosa CBS 102226, 1134 nucleotides. RefSeq lists its product as uncharacterized. Gene Ontology annotation, molecular function: transcription cis-regulatory region binding; DNA-binding transcription factor activity. Lineage: Eukaryota; Fungi; Ascomycota; Eurotiomycetes; Chaetothyriales; Herpotrichiellaceae. Gene Ontology annotation, biological process: positive regulation of transcription by RNA polymerase II. Gene Ontology annotation, cellular component: nucleus. The coding region runs from base 1 to 1134 and encodes 377 amino acids. The record is from RefSeq and is a predicted model, not a curated record. The transcript has 6 exons.
AUGGACUCGGCACAUGCUGGCCAUUCAAGAACCAACAUGAAGCACGCCUUCUCCAUCAUUACAUCGUGCACCUAUCAAUGCAGCUUGCAGUUCGAUUCCUGCGAUAAGCAGCGCCACUUUGGGAAGGAGAUACCAAAACGGGCUGCACCUUAUCCAGUCAUCAAGAAUGCCAUCUUCGCCGUGGCCUCACGGCAGAUGAGCCUGCUGGCGGGAAACCAGGACGACGAAUCGCCUCAUUAUGUGAGCGAAUGUCUCCGGAUCUUGAUCAGGGCUUUGGAGGACCCUAUGGGUCACUUUGAUGAGAACUUGCUGGCGGCUGUCAUUCUCCUGAGAACUCAUGAGGAAAUGUCCGAAAACGACGAACGACGCCAUCUGUUCGGCACCACGCGGAUCUUGAACUCGAUAGCCUCCUUUGCCGCAGAUGGCGGACUCCGCGAGUCGGCUAGCUGGGUGUCGCUCAGACAGCACAUCUACAUCUCCCUGACCUCCCAGCACCCACUCACCAUCAAUCUCACCAACUACCGGCAUUCGAGCGUCUUUCGGAUCUCGGACGACGAAUCCUGGGCGAAUCGCAUCAUCUUCAUCUUUGCCCAACUUUUGACCUAUGUCUUUGGCGACGACCACGAGCAGCAGUUGUCCCUGGAGCAGUGGACCGAGUUGGACGCCGAGGUCACGUCCUGGGAAGCGUCCAAGCCGUGGCACUUUGCGCCCCUGUUCAUCGAGAGCCCCGGAGUUUCUGCACUCGAUUCGUCCAACAGGGGACCGUGGCCCGAGCUCUACGUGUGUAACCCGGCGCAGGUCGUAGGACUCCAGCACUAUUAUCUUGCCAAGGUCGUCCUGGCCAUCUAUGACCCUCGCCUCUCGAAGCUGAGUUUCGGAUCGCUGCGCUUGAGAAGGGACUCUGAGUCCAUGGUCCGCGAGUGUCUCCGAAUGGUGGUCGGUCUGGCUGUUAGCAACGACCAUGUACAGACGGCCAUGUUUCAAGCGUCCCAUAUCCUUUCGGCAUGCGGCAUGUACUUGAACAACCGAGAUGAACAGGAGGCUGCGGUCAAUUUCCUUGAACAGAUGACCCGGCGCAUGGGUUGGCAGACUUCGCACAUCAUUCGCGACCUCAGGGAACAGUGGCAAAGCUAA